AUGUACACGCGAACGACAUCGCUGAUGCGGGGCCUCUUCUCGAGGAAGCAGGACAUGCAGUCGAUGGUGGAGGGCCACUUCUGGAGUCUCACACGGUACCGCAUUUUGCCGCGGUUCCUCGGCCUUGACUUCGCCGGCAACGUCAUCUUCUUUUCGGCUCACCGCAGGCAAGGCUUUGGUGGGUGGACAGCCGUCACGCUAGGCGCACCGGGUAGCACAAACUCGGGCUUUCUCAGCUCUGACAUGAGCGCUGUGAACGUACUCGAAGACGGCUACCCGCUGCACUACAAGGCGAGCCGCAAGCUGCAGGCCUUCGUGUCUCAAGAACGCCGCCGCUGGCAGACGAAGCAAGCGGAGGCGAUGGCGGCUGCGGCGAAGACCAAGGCUGACAGUCAGGCAGCUGCAGAGGCGACGAAGUCCACUGCGGAAACUGCUAAGAGCGGCAAGUCCAUCAGCAUCGAGAUCCCGCCGGAACACGUUGCGAGCUACGACGGCGACCAGCAGUUUCGCGACAUGCUUGCCAUCAAGUGUUCGCAGCCGCGCUUCUACACCAGCCAGCUGCGCAUCAGUCGUCUCGCCACCAUUACGUACAAGUGCAUCUACUUUUACCUCUGGGCUGUGCUUAUAUCGCUCAUCGUUCAGGGCUACCUCAUGUUUCGCGCCUGGGUAAACCCGCCAGCUCGCGAGGGGCUCAAGAACAUCGAGGAGCACGUCCUGCACAUUCCUCGGCUGCUUUUCUCGGGAUGCGUGUACGGGAUCGUGUGGCUUGUACGCACUGCGCAGCCAGUGAUUGACCCUGUCGUGAACUUCUUGACAGAGAAUUUCCCUCAGGUGAACUGGGGGGCUGCCUCUGCCGAGAACCUGGCAAGCCGGGCACAGCACCUCGCCGACGACGCGCACCCCAAGGCAAAGGAGCGGAAGCUGAAGGAGAUGCAGCGGCAGCUGCAGACCGAAGCAGAACGCCGCACGUGGUGGACGCGUGUCUUGAUAUUAUCCCUCGCAUCUCUCCAUCUGUGA
Molecule: messenger RNA, 1017 nt
Organism: Leishmania braziliensis MHOM/BR/75/M2904
Lineage: Eukaryota; Euglenozoa; Kinetoplastea; Trypanosomatida; Trypanosomatidae
Exons: 1
Coding region: 1-1017 (338 amino acids)
Source: RefSeq, a predicted model, not a curated record